This is a messenger RNA of Exophiala viscosa, 2615 nucleotides long. RefSeq names its product transcriptional adapter 2-alpha. Gene Ontology annotation, cellular component: SWI/SNF complex. Bases 213 to 2333 code for a protein of 706 amino acids. Gene Ontology annotation, biological process: positive regulation of DNA-templated transcription. The record is from RefSeq and is a predicted model, not a curated record. Gene Ontology annotation, molecular function: DNA binding; histone binding. Lineage: Eukaryota; Fungi; Ascomycota; Eurotiomycetes; Chaetothyriales; Herpotrichiellaceae. The transcript is spliced from 3 exons.
ACAGUUUCGCGCCAGGAUUUGUCUAAUCACUAAACGUCUACCACAUCCUUGUCGCAACAAUCAUAGACAAUUCCUGGUGGAGUUUGGGCAUUUAUUGCGUUCGCGACGGCCACAACACUUGCUCGCCCCUCUGCGUUGUGCGCAAAGUCUGCGCGAUACUCCUGACACGAACGGGGCUGGGGUCAUCCAUCACCUUGCAUUGAGUAUUCAUUAUGGCCGAUUACUCAGAACAAACCCCGGCGGAACUGAAGCACGAGGGUUCAGAAACCCCUGGACUUGCGGCGGAGGGUGCAAAUGCACCAGUCGCUCCUGAAACUGCUACGGAAGUACUUGAACGUGCUCCUGAGACUACCGCUACGAUCGAUGUCAAUCCUCUAGAUGCGCCCAAGUCUCCAGCUGCUGAGGUGGAAGGACAUGGUGAACAGGAGGAUGCUGAGAUGGGUGGUGUCGAUGACGAUGCAAAGGUUGAGGAUGCCGAUGGGGACAAGGAAGUCGUAGAAGACUCGCAAGAGACCCCUGCGGCAACCAACCCUGCCGACGGUCAAACUGCACAAGCAAAAUCAGCGUUGGAGGCUGCCGCCAACUCACAUUUGGUUGCUCAGACGCAUCAAAUCAUUCUUCCCAGUUACAGCACAUGGUUCGACAUGACCACGAUUCACCCUCUCGAAAAGAAAUCAUUGCCUGAGUUCUUCAACAGCCGGAAUCGCAGCAAGACGCCGGCCGUGUACAAAGACUAUCGUGAUUUCAUGAUCAACACCUACCGCCUCAACCCAAUUGAGUAUCUGACAGUGACUGCUUGUCGGAGGAACUUGGCUGGAGAUGUCUGUGCAAUCAUGCGAGUACACGCAUUUUUGGAACAGUGGGGUCUCAUCAACUACCAGGUUGAUCCUCAAACUCGUCCAGCAAACAUCGGACCUCCUUUUACAGGGCACUUUAGAGUCACCGCGGAUACGCCGCGUGGACUGCAGCCUUUCCAACCCGCUCAGAACACGUUCACUACUCCCGGCAAACCCCACCCACAAACAGAUCGUGCGAAAUCACAGACACCAGCAUCCAAAGCGGACUUGAAUCUCGAAUUGAGACGCAAUGUCUAUGACGACAAGGGCAAGGAGAUCAAGGCCAGUGAAGAACCAGAUAAACACACAAAUGGUGACGAUGUGACUGCUAAUGGCUCGGCCGCAACGAAAGCCAUGGAUGCAGCUGCACGAGAACCCAUCAAGACUUUCAACUGCUAUUCCUGCGGUGUAGACUGCACUCGGUGCCGAUUCCAUUAUGCCAAGUCGGAUCCAGUUUCAAGCACCCAGAACCCCCAAGAAAUCAAAUACGACCUGUGCCCGAACUGUUAUUUCCAGUCAAGGAUGCCAAGCAAUCACCGAUCCUCUGACUUUGUCAAGAUGGAGGAGCCAGCAUAUUCCCACAUUCCUGACAAAGAUGCUCCUUGGUCCGACAAUGAGACACUAUUGCUGCUGGAAGCCUUAGAGACUUUUGAUGACAAUUGGGAAGCUGUGUCAAAACAUGUUGGCACGAGAACCAGAGAAGAAUGCGUGCUGAAGUUCCUACAAAUGGAUAUCCAAGAUCAGUAUCUUGAGGAUGGACCUUUGAGUGGCGGCGCGAUCAUGAAAACUCUGACUGGGCGAAGCCCAAUCAGUCAGUUGGACAACCCAGUCAUGUCAGUCAUCAGCUUCCUAUCACAAUUGGCCAAUCCCAAGGUUGUCGCUGCAGCUUCUGGCCGCUCGAUCGAAGUCAUGCAAAAGGAGUUACGCGCACAACUCGAGAAGGGCAUGGGAGGGACGGAGCAAGAAUCGGGUCAGGAAAAGGAAAACGUCAAAUCCGAGGAUACUAUGGAAGUCGAUGAGACAGCUGUCGAAAAGAACACGGCUGAGGUAACCGGGUCUGCAGCCGUUGUUAACGACCUUGCAAGCACGGCUUUGGCAACAAGCGCUGCUCGGUCGAGUGGUCUUGCUUCGCAUCAAGAAAGAGAGAUGACAAGGAUGAUUGGAGCAGCAGUCAACCUCACAUUGCAGAAAUUUGACCUCAAGAUGUCACAAUUUGCUGAAAUGGAAGAUAUCGUGCAGUCAGAACGAAGAGAUCUGGAAAAAGGACGGCAACAAUUGUUCUUGGACCGACUCGCGUUCAAGAGAAGAAUGAAGGACAUGGAGAACACAUUCCGACAAGCCAGCCUCAAGGGUCCUGAGGAAGGAAUGCGCAUGAUGCAAGAAGCUGUUAACAACAAUGCUGGUCAGCGCUUUGGAUUCCAAGAUGGUAAUGAGGGGUCUGAUGAAACGGUGACCACAAAUAUUGAGGGCGCCGAUGGCAAGCAGAUGGAGCUGUAAUAAAGCUCGCACGAAGGUUGUACCUGACUGGCACUGGCGUUCUGGAAGAUGGUGUUCAACUGACAAGAAGGGAGUGCUUCUUGCUAUGUUUUACCCCAAUGCAUUCUCGGUUGGUAUGUGGUGCAAUGGAGAUGCGACCUUGGAUCACUCUUGUAGAAAUAGAAGAUUGGCCUUCUUUCCAGGAAAUGAAGCAAAACCCUUGUAUGGGAGAGGAUAUUGUUACCAGGAACAAUGAGACUAUCUUGGCGUCUCCGAUGAAUAUGUCGUUGCGCGCGUUGACAC